Limulus polyphemus (Atlantic horseshoe crab) is the source of this 1565-nucleotide messenger RNA. RefSeq lists its product as uncharacterized. The transcript is spliced from 7 exons. The record is from RefSeq and is a predicted model, not a curated record. Bases 1 to 1194 code for a protein of 397 amino acids. Lineage: Eukaryota; Metazoa; Arthropoda; Merostomata; Xiphosura; Limulidae.
AUGUUGUACGAGUGCAACUUCAUUAUGUAUCAUCACAGGGUGACUUAUCACUUUGGAGAAUGUUCAGAUCCUGGACAUCAUGCAGCCAUAAAAGCAAUUGCAGCAGCAAUGAUAAAUUACUCAGGUUUAACAAUGACAGGCUUAUUAUAUUUUUACCUUUGUUUUGGGGUAAUAUUAUCCAUAAAUGCUAAACCGAGCGCUGUUAGAGACAAAAAGUCUUUCUUCAGCUUUUUCGCUUUGGUUGAUUUUCCUAACGAACUGUGCCAGACAGAUGAUCUGCUGGUCGGAACUUGUUACACUGAAUGGGAAUGCAAAAAUCUCGGAGGGAAAGACAGAGGCAGCUGUGCUGCAAAGUUUGGCGUAUGUUGUGUGUUUGAGGUGAGUUGCGGUGAUGUAGUUCGGCAUAAUAACUCAAUAAUCCUAAGCCCCAGCUACCCUUCUACUUUCACUGAUACUCGCCGCUGUGACGUCACCAUUAAGAAACUGCCUAACAUCUGUCAGGUUCGACUAGAUUUCGUAAAGAUGACCCUCGCCCAACCUAGUAACACUGCAUGUGUUAAUGACCAGUUUUUUGUUCCUGGCUUCCUGAACAUUCCGAUAAUCUGUGGCGAAAACAGUGGACAACAUAUUUAUAUCGACUUUACGGAAAACAACGAGCUUCCUUUAAGUUUCGUAACUGCUCGUGUUUCAGUGGAACGAGUAUGGAACGUAAGGGUUGCAUUUAUUGGUUGCGACAGUCCUGAACGUGCUCCUGGUGGAUGUUUGCAGUAUUACAAAGGAACGAAAGGUUAUGUGUCAAGCUUUAACUUUGAGUCCACACUCGAAAACAUUCCUCGCCACUUGAGUGACCAAAACUAUGCCAUAUGUAUACAGCCAAAUCCAGGAUUUUGUCAUAUCCGCUGGACACCAGAAAGUUUCGAGCUAACCGGGUCGGAUGGCACGGCCAUGCGAGGAGAACCGUGUCAGUUCGACUGGGUCUCCAUCCCAAAUGCCUACAAAGAAGGUGGAACUCUCAGCUUCGAUCGAUUCUGUGGCACACGACUUAAUACGAUUAAAAAAUCCCCUGAGAGUGUUUCUCUAAUAAGUGCUACGAUGCCCUUCACGUUACGUUUUGUAACAAACGCUAAAGAACUUCCGCAGAGCAAGAACAGAGGCUUUAAAAUGAAGUAUGAACAACUACCCUGUGUUGUGUAGGGAAAACAUAAAACAGGUAUUCAUACUGUGCACUCUACCAGAAAAGUAUUGAAGUCGACAAUUUUGAAAAAUACAGGUUUUUAUUACACCAUUUCCUAUGUAGCAUUACACUAGUGAUGAUUUUUUAAUUUUGAUACUUAGAAAUUUGUUAAAGACAAUUACUUCAUGUUAAUCAAUAAUUCACUAAUGAAGCAAAAAACAAUUCCCAAACAAAUGUAUAGUUGUAUGUAAUUCAUUUCUCUUUGACCUGAACAACGCAUAAUGGUUAUACUACUUAACCUUCAUUACUUUCUUGAAAAAGAAAAAAAGUUGUUUAGUAUGGUAUUCUCACGUUCAUUAAUUACCUAAUAGUAAAAAGAGCGCUGUAAAUA